UUUGAAUAAUUAAUUAUUGUUUAAAAUGUACAUCCCAGUUAAUGAAAUACACAAACACUUCAAGACAGAAACACCGAUGAUGACUAAUAUAACUCAUAAACAAGAUUAAUGGAGUCCCUAUCAUGAUAAUUCAGGUACUGUAUUAGGUAAGAAAUGAAAUUACAAUUCUAAGCUGUAGGAAUACCUGGAGCUGUUAUUGUAGCAGGAGAUACUAGAUUAAGCAAUGGUUAUAAUAUAAUGUCUAGAGAUGCAACAAAGUUAUGUUAAUUAACAGAAAAAUGUGUUUUAGCUACUGCAGGUUAAUAUGCUGAUUUUAUAGCCUUACGAAAAUUUUUGUAACAAAGAUUGUAGUUAUAUGAAUUUUAAAAUGAAGUUUAAGUAAUUCAUAUAUUUAUAAACAAGGCUUCUACAUAAACUGUAGCUCAUCUAUUAUCCAGAGAACUCUACACAAGAAGGUUUUUCCCUUAUUAUACUUUUAAUUUAUUGGCUGGUCUCGAUGAAAAUAAUCAUGGAGUUGUUUAUGGAUAUGAUGCUAUAGGAAGUUAUGAUUAAAUGAAUUAUGGUGUCUAAGGAAGUGGUUAAGAAUUAGUUGUUGCUGUCUUAGACAAUUAACUUAAAGCCUACAAUAAAAUUAAUAAAACUAUCCCUUAAACUUAAUAAGAAAUUUUAGAUAUUAUAUUAGAUUGUUUCAGUUGUGCUGCUGAAAGAGAUAUCCACACUGGAGACAAUGUAGAAAUCUUCAUUAUUACACCUACUGGAACAGAAAGAAUUGUUAAACCUCUUAGAAAAGAUUGAUUAAUAAUCAUUUAUUUAGUAUAAUCGCA
Paramecium sonneborni is the source of this 824-nucleotide messenger RNA. NCBI's taxonomy places the organism in Eukaryota, Ciliophora, Oligohymenophorea, Peniculida, Parameciidae. The record is from the annotation of a GenBank genome assembly.